AUGAUUGAUGCAAAGGCAUCUCCACUGGCAAAUCAAACAAACCGGGCUUUUGCUGCCGCACUGGUCCAUGUACUGAAUAAAAAAGAUGCUAUAGGUGCUGCUAAUAGGAAGAAAUUUAUCGAAAUUAUUGAUGAAGUCGAUGGAAUGCAUCAUCUCGUCACGAAACCAAGAGAGCUAGUAUCGGAUGCAGAGGCAUUACGGGACCUAUCCCACACAUUGGUGAGUUCCAUUAAGGUGCAAAGCCUUGGAAGUGUUACUCCAUCUGUAUUUGUGUCAAGUCUAGUCGAUGCAUACGCCAAGAAGAAGAGGAGAAUAGGGACCGCACAACAUGUCCAGAUUCUCUGGAAAAAUAUCGGUCUUGAUGUUUCUCCUCUUCUCAAGAUCUUUAGGGGUUCCGCCACCACGUCUGGACUUACCCCCUUGAAUCGUAAACAGGCUGAACCAGUAGUUCUCUUUCAACGAAAACCUCCAGAAAAGAAAGAGAAGCUAAUGAAACCAAUAGAGCUUGGCAAUAUCGCGGAGGAGAUGACAGAAACAUAUAUGAUUAUUGCACAGAUGUUUGAUAUUCUUAAAAACAAGAAAAAAGUUGCUCUAGAGAACCUCGUUCUUAACAGGACCUCAUUUGCGCAAACGGUGGAAAACUUGUUUGUUUUGUCCUUCUUGGUGAAAGACGGCAGAGUUGUAAUAGUCGUGAAUAAGAAAGGCUCUCAUUAUGUUUCACCGAGGAACGCUCCUUCAUCUAGCCGCAUAAUGUCGAAGGAGGUGGUGCAGUCUCAUUUCGUCUUUAGUUUUGCCUUUGGAGACUGGAAG
Messenger RNA from Erigeron canadensis, 810 nucleotides. Its product is annotated as non-structural maintenance of chromosomes element 4 homolog A-like. The transcript has 6 exons. The annotation marks the transcript as partial. Gene Ontology annotation, cellular component: nucleus; Smc5-Smc6 complex. Lineage: Eukaryota; Viridiplantae; Streptophyta; Magnoliopsida; Asterales; Asteraceae. The record is from RefSeq and is a predicted model, not a curated record. Gene Ontology annotation, biological process: DNA repair.